AUGCGUUCUUCAACCUACAUCUUCGCGGCCCUCAGCGCCACAGCAAACGCUCUCCAAGCACUGGAAGUACCCAACCGGGCUCACGAGGCCAUCGCAGCCGCCAACGCAGCCAUCAAGGAUCGCCGCGACCUCAACUCUUGUAACUCGGUCGCAACGUCCCUCCUCCCCAAGAUCACCGACGGCGUCCCCACACCGCCCGCCGAUGUGGCCGCCUACAUCGCGCUCUCGGUGACCAUCACGGACGCCUGCUCCGACCCGACGAUUACGGGCUCCGUCGGCUCCGCCUACUCGACCUACGCCUCGUCGUACACCUCGUGGCGCGACAAGCACAUCACCGACUUCCGCGCGCUGUGGCAGGCCUGCAGCGACGUGCCGGGCGUCGUCGACGUCCUUCCUACUGGCACGAACCAGUGCAGCUCGGUCGUGGCGCAGAUUACCAGCGCCGGCCCGGUCAACGGGGGUGGGUCAGGAAACGGUGUCGGGGGAUCGCACAACGCGGCCCGGCCUAGGGAGACCGGGGCGGUCGUUGCGGCGGCGGCUAUGGCUGGUUUUGUUGUUGCUGCCAUUCAGUGA
Colletotrichum orchidophilum is the source of this 573-nucleotide messenger RNA. RefSeq lists its product as uncharacterized. The coding region runs from base 1 to 573 and encodes 190 amino acids. The transcript has a single exon. The record is from RefSeq and is a predicted model, not a curated record. Lineage: Eukaryota; Fungi; Ascomycota; Sordariomycetes; Glomerellales; Glomerellaceae.